AGUGCCUGCCUUUCCAGAGUACAUUUUCCUACGGGGAAAACCGGUGGAAACCUCCCGUUUAGGCUGGGAUUUGUAGUCCAGCCUCAGCAGUUUGAAUGUGAUUUGAGUCUAACAAUCUGGGCCAGCCAUGCAGGACUUCUGGGGCGAUAUUGUCAAUCUGAGGACCACAAGAACAGCUCAGCCUGUAUUGGGUAAUGAUGACGAAGCCGUGGUUGACCUGGGGAAGACGAGUUCUACCAUCCACACCAACUUUGAGAAGGAGGAGCUGGAGAGCCACCGGGCGGUGUAUGUGGGCGUCCACGUUCCGCUGGGCCGAGAGAGCAAGCGACGCCACCGUCACCGCGGACACAAACACCACCGCAAGAGGAGGGACCGCAGCUCGGAGAGGGACGAAGGACGCGACUCGCCCACCUGCAACACGCCGUCUCAGCGGGUGCAGUUCAUCCUGGGGACGGAGGACGACGACGAGGAGCACAUCCCCCACGACCUGUUCACCGAGCUGGACGAGCUCUCCUUCAGGGAGGGACACGUCUACGAGUGGAAGGAGACGGCCAGGUGGCUGAAGUUCGAGGAGGACGUGGAGGACGGGGGCGAGCGCUGGAGCAAGCCCUACGUGGCCACGCUGUCCCUCCACAGCCUGUUCGAGCUGCGCAGCUGCAUCCUCAACGGCACCGUGCUGCUGGACAUGAGGGCCAGCUCCAUAGAAGAGAUUGCCGACAUGGUGAUCGACAGCAUGGUGGCGUCGGAGCAGCUGGAGGAGGAGCAGCGGGAGAAGGUGCGCGAGGCCAUGCUGAAGAGGCACCACCACCAGAACGAGAAGAAGCUCAGCAACCGCAUCCCGCUGGUGCGCUCCUUCGCCGACAUAGGCAAGAAACACUCGGACCCCUACCUGCUGGAGCGCAACGGUCUCCUGGCGUCCCCCCAGUCGGCCCCUGGCAACCUGGAAAGCAGCAAGCCCAGCGAGGCUCGCAUCAACGGGAGCAGCAGCCGGGAGAACAGCACGGUGGACUUCAGCAAGGUGGACAUGAACUUCAUGAAGAAGAUCCCAGCCGGGGCCGAGGCGUCCAACGUCCUGGUGGGGGAGGUGGACUUCCUGGAGAGGCCCAUCAUCGCCUUCAUCCGACUGGCCCCCGCCGUGCUCCUCACAGGCCUGACCGAGGUCCCUGUGCCCACCAGGUUCCUGUUCCUGUUGCUGGGGCCAAAUGGGAAGGGCCCCCAGUACCAUGAGAUAGGGCGCUCCAUCGCCACCCUGAUGACCGACGAGAUAUUCCACGAUGUGGCUUACAAGGCUAAAGACAGGAACGACCUCCUGUCGGGGAUCGACGAGUUCCUGGACCAGGUGACAGUCCUGCCCCCGGGGGAGUGGGACCCCACCAUCCGCAUCGAGCCCCCCAAGAGUGUCCCCUCACAGGAGAAGAGGAAAAUCCCCUCUCUCCCUAACGGUUCGGCCCACUCGUCUGACCUGGUCCAGAAAGAGGAGCACCAAGCAGGACCAGAGCUCCAGAGAACAGGGAGGAUGUUCGGGGGCCUGGUGCUGGACGUGAGGAGGAAGUGGCCGUUCUACUGGAGCGACAUCCGAGAGGCCCUGAGCCUGCAGUGCCUGGCCUCGGUGCUCUUCCUGUACUGCGCCUGCAUGUCCCCCGUCAUCACCUUCGGAGGCCUGCUGGGCGAGGCCACCAAGGGCAACAUAAGCGCCAUCGAGUCCCUGUUCGGCGCGUCCAUGACGGGCGUCGCCUUCUCCCUGUUCGCGGGCCAACCCCUCACCAUCCUGGGGAGCACCGGGCCCGUCCUCGUCUUCGAGAAGAUCCUCUUCAAGUUCUGCAGCGACUACGGGCUCUCCUACCUCUCCCUGCGCACCAGCAUCGGCCUGUGGACGGCCUUCCUGUGCCUGGUCCUGGUGGCCACGGACGCCAGCUCGCUGGUGUGCUACAUCACGCGCUUCACCGAGGAGGCGUUCGCCGCGCUCAUCUGCCUCAUCUUCAUCUACGAGGCGCUGGAGAAGCUCUUCAACCUGGGCGAGCUCUACCCCGUCAACAUGCACAACCACCUGGACAACCUCACCUUCUACACGUGUCAGUGUUCCCCUCCGGACAACAGUACAGCGGAGGUGGAGAGGGUUUGGAACAGCAGUGGGUUCCCCUCCCAGUCAUCUAUAUCCUGGGAAGAACUCGACGUCAAGGAGUGCUUGAGGCUCCAUGGUCAGUUUGUGGGCGCGGCCUGUGGGCACGAUGGCCCGUUCAUCCCCGACGUGCUCUUCUGGUCCGUCAUCCUCUUCUUCACCACCUUCUUCCUGUCCUCCUUCCUCAAGCAGUUCAAGACCAUGCGCUACUUCCCCACCAAGGUGCGCUCCUCCAUCAGUGACUUUGCCGUGUUCCUGACCAUCCUUAUCAUGGUCCUGGUCGACUACAUGGUGGGAGUUCCCUCACCCAAACUCCACGUCCCUGACCGCUUUGAGCCCACCUCCAAGAGCCGCGGCUGGUUGAUCAGCCCGCUGGGGGGCAACCCCUGGUGGACGAUGCUGGCUGCCGCGGUGCCCGCGCUGCUCUGCACCAUCCUCAUCUUCAUGGACCAGCAGAUCACCGCCGUCAUCAUCAACAGGAAGGAGCACAAACUCAAGAAAGGCUGUGGCUACCACCUGGACCUGCUGGUGGUGUCUGUGAUGCUGGGCGUGUGCUCCCUCAUGGGCCUGCCCUGGUUCGUGGCGGCCACCGUCCUCUCCAUCUCCCACGUCAACAGCCUGAAGCUGGAGUCGGAGUGCGCCGCCCCCGGGGAGCAGCCCAAGUUCCUGGGGAUCCGGGAACAGAGGGUCACGGGGUUCAUGAUCUUCCUGCUCAUGGGCUGCUCCGUGUUCAUGACGUCGGUGCUCAAGUUCAUCCCCAUGCCUGUGCUCUACGGGGUGUUUCUCUACAUGGGCGUGUCUUCCCUCAAAGGCAUCCAGUUCUUUGACCGUAUCAAGCUGUUUGGGAUGCCAGCCAAGCACCAGCCGGACCUUAUCUACCUGCGCUACGUGCCCCUGUGGAAGGUCCACGUGUUCACCCUGGUCCAGCUCACAUGCCUGGUGCUGCUCUGGGUCAUCAAGGCCUCCGCCGCCGCUGUCGUCUUCCCCAUGAUGGUCCUGGCCUUGGUGUUCAUUCGGAAGCUGCUCGACUUCUGCUUCACCAACAGGGAGCUGAGCUGGCUGGACGACCUGAUGCCAGAGAGCAAGAAGAAGAAGGAGGAUGACAAGAACAAGAAGGCCAAGGAGGAGGCCCAGCGCUUGCUUGAGGAGAACUUGAAAUUGAAACACUCGUACAGAGACGACGUCCUCAAGAUCCCUGUGAAAGGGCUCAAAGUCAGUUUGGAUCCAUCUGUGGUAAACAUUUCUGAUGAAAUGGCCAAAACUGCUAUGUGGAAAGCUGUUGCCAUGAACUCUGACAGUGCCAAAGCUCUGAAACCCAGCGCAAGCCAGGAGAAGGUGUCCUGUGUGAAGAUCAACCUGGAAGGAGAGCAUGGGGACAAGGUUGUGGAUGUGGAAACAUCUUUAUGAGCUGCCUUAAACCCUCUUGUACACCAGGGGGCGUUGAUAUGCUGCUUCUACCCCUCCUCCACACCAGGGGGGGCUGUCAGGCAGCCUGUCCCCCUCCCCUACACCAGGGGGGGCUGUCAGGCUGCCUGUCCCCCUCCCUUACACCAGGGGGGGCUGUUUCCUCAGCAGCUGCUGCCAUGCCAAAGCCAAGUAGGCAGGUUGGAGGACACCAUGCACUUAGCCAGCUGAAUUGUUUUCUUAAAGUUAGUCUGCAAAAGAUUAAUUUUUCUGUUUUAUAUCAUCGUUUUAUGGUGAAAAAACUCUUCUUUUCAGGUGUAUAUCUUAUUAGUAUUAGUAUUAUUAUCUCAGUAAAUUAUUUGUUGGUUUUGAAAUGUUUCUUUCCCUUCUUUCUCCUGGAUCCUGGUUCAAAUGAAUCUCCAGUUGUACUGAUGACAUGCCCAGAGACUACUAUACAUAUAGUAGGUGUUUCUGUGUACUGGACAACAUUAAAUGAAUGCUCUGUGUUUUUAUAGUGCAAAAGGUACAUAAACUAAAUCCAAGCUGUGCUGUUUCAACACCUGAAUGAAUAUUUGGUUGUUUUAUUCUCAUUCUUUAAAAAUGCUAUCAAGCUUGGCUAUAAAUGGUCCGAGCACAUUUCUGACAUGUUGAUUUCGGUGGUGUUGAGGAUGAAUGAUGGUGGGAGAGGGUUACCGUCGGGGUGUACAUCUCACACAGAUGUAGUUUGCCGUUCAGUAGGACUGAAGCCUUUCUCACUCACAGCUUUCAUGAUAUGAAUAAAACUGCAUUUUUAUGUUGAACGACAUCAAGCACCUUAGAUAUAGACUCAGUGUGACUGUGUAUCAAUGUUCACAAAUACAACUUACUAUUUCCCUGUUUUUAUAUUGUAAAAUCCUUAUUAGCAGGUGGGAUUUCUUGCUGUGAUGGCAAGCUUGCCUAGAAGACAUCUGUCAUCGACAACACUAUAAUCCUUACUGAUUCAGGGUUAGCAUGGUCUCAUUAUAGUUAUCUUAUAUAAAAGUUAUUUAUCCAUUUAUCCAUAUCCAUCCAUUUAUACAUCUGAAUCCAAACAGAGUUGGCGUGAAACUACUGUUAAGAUUAUUUAACAGUUCUUUAAAUUGUUUCAAAUGCUUGCAACUUCAGUUAGCUUCCCUUUUUCAUCAACAUUAUUUUAUUUCAUUUUUUCUCAUUAAAUAAAUUGUAACUAACAUAGGAAAUAUGUCAGUAUAGUAAUACUUUAUAUUCCCACCUACUCACUUGGGAGGCCAGAUUCAUCAGAGUAAUGUUAGUCUUCAAACAGGCUUUGAAGAAUAAGGAUUUGUUGUCUGGUAUUGCCUUGAUUCAAGUAGGGCAGUAUGCUUAUUAGGCCUAACCUGAUUGGUGGGGCUGUAUGGUAAUUAUGUCUUACCUGAUUGGUAGCCUCUGCUGAUUGGUCAUUUACGGUUUACAUGCAAUGGGAUAUUUACAGAUGGCUAAUGCGCCGAUUAUUAUGUUUUAUUGUCUUCAUCGCUAUUGUUAUUGUUACAGUAUGUAAAGCAUUUUAAUUUAUUUUAAGUGGGUCAUUUAGUAGAACUAGUUCAGGUGCCAGGAAGAGAUGGCAGGGAUGUAGUGGAUGGCUGUGUCCUGUUAUGUAUAUCUGUGCACUUAAGGUGCACAUGUCAUUGAGAGAUAGGGCAAACUAGAUGUAUCUUUUGAUCUAAGUAGAUAUUCUUUUAUGAGACUCAGGAACCAGUGGGGCCUAUUGAGGUCCUUAUCUAUACCUUUCCUGCACCUUCAUCUCUGCUCUCUCGUAACCUUACAUAUGUACUCUGGUCAUCAUGUUUUCUUCCUCCCCUCCCCUCAUAGUUUGAGGGGUUGUUCCGAUGUUACACUGGAAAAGACUGUGAUGGUUUCUUUUCUGUUUUGUUUUAUGAAUAAUGUCUUUUGUUUUGAAUGACUGUUUUGUAAAGGUUUUGAAUCAUUUAUUUAGUAUUUUUGUCCCAGAUGUUUGAAGUGCAAAUGUAUGCCAAUCAUUCAACUUUUUACUUCAUACUUAAAUAUAAUUGUACAAUCUUAUGCUGUAGUUAAUUCUUAUAUGAAUGCUCUUUUUAUGGUAGUAGUUCAACUACUUCUUGCAAGAGUGGAACAGCAAUCAGCAAUGCUGAGAUUGUAAGAUAAUUAGGAUCAUAAAUAUUUCAGUUAAUAGUUCAUGCCUUAUCAGUACUCGAUCCCUUAUCAGUAAUUGAUCUAUUCUAUCAGAGGAGGAAACCCAUCUCAAAUAACAAAUUAUUUUACAGUUACUGGUCACUCAAGGACAGUUAUGGUAAAAAAUACAGGAGGUCUAUAUUAUUUUUGAACUACUGUUUUUAAAUAAUCAUUAUUCUUUUCUUUUUUUUUACUUUUUGUAGUGCCUUGGUGUGUAUAAGUGUAAUAGCGCUAUACUUCCAAGUAGGAAAAGUACUGUCUGGGACUUCAAACUACCAUGUGUCUUUUCUGUCUUCCCUACCCUGCCACUGAAGAACACAUUAUCAAAGUAGUGCUCCAGUACUGUUAUGUGAAGCAGCCAAGAUGCAGGGUAGGAUUCAUAUUGACACCUGUCAGUCCCACCAGGCAGAUCUGGGCCGACCUGUUAAAGGAAGUCUCUUAAACGUAGUGAUCGGUGGCAUCUCAACUAUUUUGACAACUUUGGGAGGUGAUGAAAUGAUAAAUGCAAAAACUUAUGUCAAUGAAAUUGUGAAGUAAAGCAAUAAAGAGCAUGUCAAAGUGUA
Messenger RNA from Osmerus eperlanus (European smelt), 6270 nucleotides. RefSeq names its product solute carrier family 4 member 7 (gene slc4a7). Gene Ontology annotation, molecular function: monoatomic anion transmembrane transporter activity; solute:inorganic anion antiporter activity; sodium:bicarbonate symporter activity. Gene Ontology annotation, biological process: regulation of intracellular pH; transmembrane transport; bicarbonate transport. Gene Ontology annotation, cellular component: plasma membrane; apical plasma membrane; basolateral plasma membrane. Bases 128 to 3526 code for a protein of 1132 amino acids. The record is from RefSeq and is a predicted model, not a curated record. The transcript has 25 exons. NCBI's taxonomy places the organism in Eukaryota, Metazoa, Chordata, Actinopteri, Osmeriformes, Osmeridae.